AUGCCUCCCACAACCUCCCUCCUCCGCACCACAGCCUCCCGCUACGUCCGCUCUUCCCUCGUCCCCAGCAGUCGAGCACUCCUCCCCUCCUUCCAAACCCGCCUCCAAUCCCACGACCACCGCAACCCACCACUCGGCAACCCCCCCGUCGUCGACCGCUCACCGCCCCAUCCUCCAAGCGAAGAAGCAACCGCCCUCAAAGACAACGUCAAAUCCGGCUCCUUCCUCGGCACCACCAAACGCCUGCCUGAAUUCAACCUCAACGAUAAAGUCGUCCUUGUAACCGGCGCAGCGCGGGGGCUCGGGCUCGUCCAAGCAGAAGCAUUGCUCGAGGCCGGAGCUACAGUGUACGCGCUUGAUCGAUUGGAAGAGCCGAGUAAGGAUUUCUAUCGUGUGCAGAAGAAGGCGGCGGAAGAGUUGGGCACGACGCUGCAUUAUCGGCAGAUUGAUGUGAGGGACGUGCCGGGCCUGAAUGAGGUGGUACGGAGUAUUUCAGAGAGCCAGGGGAAACUGGAUGGGUUGAUUGCGGCGGCCGGGAUUCAGCAGGAGACGCCUGCGUUGGAGUACACCGCGAAGGAUGCGAAUACGAUGUUUGAGGUGAAUGUCACCGGCGUGUUCAUGACGGCGCAGGCUGUGGCCAAAGAGAUGAUCCGGUGGGGCCGUGGUGGCAGCAUAGCGAUGAUUGCGUCGAUGAGCGGUACCGUAGCGAACAAGGGCCUCAUCUGCCCCGCCUACAAUGCAAGCAAAGCCGGCGUCAUCCAGCUCGCCCGAAAUCUCGCCUCGGAAUGGGGCACACACGGCAUCCGAGUCAACACAAUCUCGCCGGGCUACAUCGUCACAGCCAUGGUCGAGGAGUUGUUCCAGAAAUAUCCGGAGAGGCGGAGAGAUUGGCCGACGCAGAAUAUGCUGGGACAGCUGAGCGUGCCGCAGCAGUAUAGAGGCGCGGCGGUGUUUUUGAUCAGCGAUGCGAGCAGCUUCAUGACCGCGGCUGAUCUGAGGAUCGAUGGUGGACACUCUGCGUGGUGA
Messenger RNA from Saxophila tyrrhenica, 1026 nucleotides. RefSeq lists its product as uncharacterized. The record is from RefSeq and is a predicted model, not a curated record. The coding region runs from base 1 to 1026 and encodes 341 amino acids. NCBI's taxonomy places the organism in Eukaryota, Fungi, Ascomycota, Dothideomycetes, Mycosphaerellales, Extremaceae. Gene Ontology annotation, cellular component: intracellular anatomical structure. The transcript is spliced from 3 exons. Gene Ontology annotation, molecular function: oxidoreductase activity, acting on NAD(P)H, oxygen as acceptor.